AUGAAAGAGGAAGCAGAUGAGUUUGAAUCCCCUGAUUUUAAAGGGGAAGAGUGGCGCCACAUUAAAAAGGAAGAGUCCGAGAGCCUUUUUAUCAAAGAGGAAGAAGGGGACAAAAGUCCGAGUGAUGUGAACAGAGGGGCCGACCCUCCCGGCUCCCACGCAGACGGCUUGAUAGCGCCGCUACCAGAAAGCGACGCCGCCACAUCGCACUCUCCUCACGCAGACGGCGAAGAGACAGAAGACGACGGUGACGAGAAACGCUGGAAAUGCUCCGCGUGUGAAAAAAGCUACGGCUACGAGUCCGCUUUGAAAAGGCAUUGGAGGAGCCACAGCGGAGAGAAACCUUUCCCCUGCCCAGUUUGCGGUCAAAGAUUCUCCCAGCAGGGAAACUUAAAAAGACACACGAGAAGCCACUCCGGAGAGAAAAGUUUCGCCUGCCCGGAUUGCGGUCGACGGUUCACCGGGAGGGGGAGCCUGCUAAGUCACGCCAGGACGCACACCGGAGAGAAACCUUUUGCCUGCUCGCUCUGCGCCCAGACAUUCUCCAAUAAGGAGAAACUGCUACGUCACGUCAGAACGCACACCGGAGAGAAACCUUUUGUCUGCUCAGAUUGCGGGCAAAGAUUCUUUGAAAGGGGAACUUUAAGAAUACACGCACGGACUCACACCGGCGAGAAACCUUUCGCAUGCUCGCUUUGCGGCCAAAGAUUCUCUCAGAAGGGAAGCUUAGGGAUUCACAUGAGAACACACACAGGCGAGAAAACCUUCCAAUGCCCCGUUUGUUUGAAAAGUUUCUCUGAAAAGGGAACUUUGAUAAGACACGCGAGAACGCACACGGGCGAGAAACCUUUUUCCUGCUCCGUUUGCGGUCAAAGAUUCGCUGAGAAAGGAACUUUAAAAAGGCACGCGAGGACGCACAGUGGAGAGAAACCAUUCGUUUGCUCCGUUUGCGGCCAAAGCUUUUCUGAUAAGGGAACUUUAAAAAGACACGUGAGAACGCACGACGGCGAGAAACCUUAA
Nerophis lumbriciformis (worm pipefish) is the source of this 1020-nucleotide messenger RNA. The record is from RefSeq and is a predicted model, not a curated record. Lineage: Eukaryota; Metazoa; Chordata; Actinopteri; Syngnathiformes; Syngnathidae.